Molecule: messenger RNA, 837 nt
Organism: Sinocyclocheilus grahami
Lineage: Eukaryota; Metazoa; Chordata; Actinopteri; Cypriniformes; Cyprinidae
Product: blue-sensitive opsin-like
Exons: 5
Coding region: 1-837 (278 amino acids)
Biological process (GO): G protein-coupled receptor signaling pathway
Cellular component (GO): membrane
Molecular function (GO): G protein-coupled receptor activity
Source: RefSeq, a predicted model, not a curated record
AUGUCGCCAGUGGAAGACAGAAGACAAGGCAUUGUGUCACUCAUCUCUCUGGCCGUGCUAUCAUAUGAACGCUACUGUACAAUGAUGGGCUCCACGGAGGCUGAUGCCACCAACUACAAAAAGGUGGCCGGUGGGAUGGUGAUAUCCUGGGUCUACUCUUUAAUUUGGACUCUGCCCCCGCUAUUUGGUUGGAGCCGCUAUGGCCCAGAAGGUCCUGGGACCACCUGCUCUGUAGACUGGACAACCAAGACAGCCAAUAACAUCUCUUACAUCAUUUGCCUCUUUAUUUUUUGCCUGAUUGUCCCCUUCCUGGUCAUUGCCUUCUGCUAUGGUAGGCUGCUGCAUGCCAUUAAACAGGUCAGUGGUGUGAACACACCCAUGAGCCGCAAACGAGAGCACCGGGUUCUUCUCAUGGUGAUGACCAUGGUGAUCUUCUAUCUGCUCUGCUGGUUGCCUUAUGGGAUCAUGGCUCUUCUGGCCACUUUUGGAGCCCCAGGACUGGUGACUGUCGAGGCUAGCAUAGUGCCCUCCAUCUUAGCGAAGUCCAGCACGGUCAUCAAUCCCAUCAUCUACAUCUUCAUGAAUAAACAGUUCUACAGGUGUUUCAGAGCUCUUUUCAACUGUGACAAACCCCAGAGAGGUUCCAGUCUGAAAAGUUCUUCAAAGGUAACUAAACCUGUUCGGCCUGGACGGGGCACAGACAACUUUACUUUUGUGGUUGCUUCAGUGGGACCCACAGCGGUGCUCAAACAGGCAAACCCAGCGGAGGAUGGCCCUAUGUCAAAAGAUAAUGCCAAACCUGCAGUGGUCUCCCUUGUGGCCCAUUAUAACGGAUGA